This is a messenger RNA of Laetiporus sulphureus 93-53, 1128 nucleotides long. RefSeq lists its product as uncharacterized. Gene Ontology annotation, molecular function: TBP-class protein binding; protein heterodimerization activity; DNA binding. The transcript is spliced from 6 exons. NCBI's taxonomy places the organism in Eukaryota, Fungi, Basidiomycota, Agaricomycetes, Polyporales, Laetiporaceae. Bases 9 to 911 code for a protein of 300 amino acids. The record is from RefSeq and is a predicted model, not a curated record. Gene Ontology annotation, cellular component: SAGA complex; SLIK (SAGA-like) complex; transcription factor TFIID complex. Gene Ontology annotation, biological process: RNA polymerase II preinitiation complex assembly; DNA-templated transcription initiation.
CACCGACCAUGUCUUCCACGCCCGGCCCAAGUAGUACACCAACACCGCAACGAAGCAACCAAGAAAACAUCAUCACGGCUCUGAACAAUGCAUAUAAGACGCAAACUGGAGACCCGUUGUCUAGCGAUCGAAUCGCACAGCUUCUCAUCCAGAACAUGCCGCAGUUGAGCCAAUUGGCUAAGGAAGGGAAGCUGAAUCAGGCGCAGAUACUGCAGCUGAAAGAAUACGCAGACAAGCAUAAAGCGCAAACACCGGCAAACCCUGCUUUCAAAACUGCUAACACACCCUUCUUGAAUGCCAACCCGAGCGUCGACUCCUACCCCAUCAGCCAAUCACCUAAUCCCACCAAUGCUGGCCCCGCUCCGUGGACUGCUGCUCAACAAGGUCGCCCCACUCUUACAGGCGGAAUACCCAGCGGUAGGGUAGCAGGGACACCGGCACAGUUAUCAAAGCCUUCCGACGACGCCAGCCUGCUGGGAACAGAUGAUAACAGAACGCGAAGAAAGAAUACUCCAGGUGAUCAAAGCAUGCGGCGAACAAUACAAGAUCUUGUGUCCAGUAUUGAUCCCAAUGUAAAGAUUGAACCGGAAGUGGAAGACCUACUGCUAGACGUUGCGGAUGAAUUCAUAGAUUCCGUCACCAACUUCGCAUGUCACCUUGCGAAGCACAGAGGAGGAGACACGCUGGAAGUCAAGGAUUUACAGUUGCAUCUAGAGCGUAACCACAAUAUACGCAUUCCUGGCUUUGCUUCUGAUGAGACGCGGAUAUCAUUAUCACAAACAACUGCAGCACCUACUGCUCCUGCAACCACUGCGACCAAGAAGGGCGGCACACAAAAUGCGCAACAUCCCCUGCGAAAUCAGCGGCUGGCGCAGGUCACAGCGGCGAAGAAGGAGGCAAAGUUGAUAUGAAUGCUAUGAUUGGACUCGGUCUCGUACGGCCAUGUCACACUUGCUGCUGCACUAGAGAGAGCCCCUUUACUGAUCGGCUGCUAUCAGGGACGAUGUACUUGUAAUUUGUGUAUAAUUGUGUUGGGACGACUGUUAGGAAGUAACGUUAGUGGGAUGGAGUUUGUUUAUCAUUUCAACAUAUAUAAUAUCAAGAAGCGCCUUAAUUUGGGGAUCGCGU